Molecule: messenger RNA, 317 nt
Organism: Acaulospora colombiana
Lineage: Eukaryota; Fungi; Glomeromycota; Glomeromycetes; Diversisporales; Acaulosporaceae
Source: the annotation of a GenBank genome assembly
AUGAGCUUCUCGAGCCUUAUUUAUCUGAUUCUCCUAUUCUCCGGACCAAGUGAAGCGGUCCACCAGGAUGUCCAGCGGAGGCAGACAGGCAGCAUGUCGCACGAUCAAGCCAAUUUAUCGGAAUUCCCGCUUUGGCGAAAUGAAUGCCUGUUGGAGCAAGGCUGGGAAGAGGAUGCAGUAAGUUCUAGCCUUUUAUUCGAGCAGGAAGCUGCUAAUUAUGACCAUUGGCCGUUCAAUUUGAAUGUAGCCACAAGGGUAUUCAAUGGCAAAGAGACAUAUGGUAAUAGUCUGAAGCGCGAUUAUCCAAGUUACACCAG